This is a messenger RNA of Cyphellophora europaea CBS 101466, 1659 nucleotides long. RefSeq lists its product as uncharacterized. The record is from RefSeq and is a predicted model, not a curated record. The coding region runs from base 1 to 1659 and encodes 552 amino acids. The transcript is spliced from 4 exons. NCBI's taxonomy places the organism in Eukaryota, Fungi, Ascomycota, Eurotiomycetes, Chaetothyriales, Cyphellophoraceae.
AUGCUAGGCUCUGUCAGCUCGUGCACCUCCCUGGUGGCUAUUGCAACAUACUUGUGCCUUCUACCCACUGCAUCAGCCAACUGGCGAUACAGGUCGCGACCUGACCUGUCUCCUCCGACGCUGAACAUCACCAUUCCUGCAACCAAGGAAGUGGAACAGGGGUACCUGUUUGUCGCUCCCUUCUCCGGCUAUCCAGAAGGCACGCAUCAUGGCCCUGCUCAAGCCGCACCGUACAUUUUCACCGACACCGGUGAUCUGGUCUGGUCAGGAUUCACAUACUUCUCCAUAUGGGCCACGAACUUCCAAAAGGCUCGAUACAGGGGCAAAGACAUCCUUUUCUGCUUCGAGGGCAGUCACAAUGCUGCAUACGGACACGGUCAUGGACACACCACGUUCCUCGACGAGAACUACGAGACGAUUCUCGAGCUUCGAGCGGGUAACCAUCGCUUGACCGACAAGCAUGAGUUCCACAUCAUCAAUGAGGAGACUGCUCUGAUCCAAAUUUACCAUCCUGUGCCGUACAACUUGACCGCUUAUGGCGGUAGUGCGGAGCAGCAAUGGAUCGUGGACGCCAAGUUUCAAGAGCUUGAUAUCGCGACUGGUGAGGUUCUGUUCGAAUGGAGCAGUCUUGAGCACGUGGACCCGUCAGAGGGCUAUCUCCCACUCAACCCGGGACAAGCUGGCUCUGGGUAUAACAGCUCUGAUGCCUGGGACUACUUCCACAUUAACUCUGUAGACAAAGACGACCAGGGCAACUACCUCAUCUCUGCACGGGAUGCCAAUGCUGCGUAUAAGAUCAACGGCCAGACGGGCGAGAUCAUCUGGCAGCUUUCCGGCAACUCGUCGAGCUUCAAGAUGGGCCCAGAGGUGGAGUUUGCCUUCCAGCACCACGCCCGCUUCCUGGCACGGAGCGAGGAUGGCACCAAGGAGGUCAUCAGCAUCUACGACAACUCAGCGCACGGCACCGAGGAUGGGCACGGCCACGAAGUGCACUUCUACAAGAUCUCGCGUGGAAAGAUCAUCGAGGUCGACACCAAGACAUGGGAGGCCACCAUUGUGCAAUCCUUCGAGCCGCCCGAUGACCUGCUGUCCAAAUCGCAGGGCUCAACGCAGGUCCUGCCCAACGGCAAUGUCCUGGUCAACUGGGGAUCGGAGGGCGCCCUGACCGAGUUCAAGUCCGACGGUACCCCGAUCUUCCACACGUACAUGGACUCGGGCGACCUCGGCACUGGCGUCGAGAACUACCGUGCUUUCCGCUACAACUGGACCGGCAUCCCCCACGAGGCUCCAGCGAUAGUCGCGCUCGAAGACGACGACCGCGCGGAGACCAACAUCUAUGUGUCCUGGAACGGUGACACGCGCACCCACAAAUGGCGCUUCUACGAGAUCCUGCGCGGUCGUCGCUCCUUCCUUGGCGAGGUCAAGCGUGAGGGAUUCGAGACCGUGCUAGCGCUCGAGCGUAUGGGUGUUAAGAACGUUCAGGCCGAGGCCCUGGAUGUUGAUGGCUCCGUGCUCGUCGACACAGCCGCCGUCAAGCCCGCGGCCAUGAUUUACCCAGCCGAAUCCGCAAGCAGCAGCAGCCGGGAGAAGAGCGACGGGCUCGUGCCCUGGCUGACGAAUCAGGGACAGAAGUUCUUCCGCAUUCACGAUACUCUGUAG